This is a messenger RNA of Entrophospora candida, 202 nucleotides long. Lineage: Eukaryota; Fungi; Glomeromycota; Glomeromycetes; Entrophosporales; Entrophosporaceae. The record is from the annotation of a GenBank genome assembly.
ACAUGCUAUUACAACUUCUAAUGUAAGUUCAGAUAUAGCUCCAAUGGAAGAUUUUUUUGAUAGUAUGAGUGAAGAAGAAAUAUUCAGAUAUAAAUUGAAAAAAACUUUAACCCCAUUUUUUAGCCAGCCAAUCUUUAACGAAUUGAACAAUCCAAAAAAAAUACCUCUACAACCUGACAAUGAAAAGAAUAUAUUAGAUUAA